This is a messenger RNA of Morone saxatilis (striped sea-bass), 642 nucleotides long. It is a transcript of the gene crybb1l3, whose product is annotated as crystallin, beta B1, like 3. The transcript has 5 exons. Gene Ontology annotation, biological process: lens development in camera-type eye; visual perception. NCBI's taxonomy places the organism in Eukaryota, Metazoa, Chordata, Actinopteri, Moronidae. Gene Ontology annotation, molecular function: structural constituent of eye lens. The record is from RefSeq and is a predicted model, not a curated record. Bases 13 to 642 code for a protein of 209 amino acids.
CUAGAUCUGAUCAUGUCUCACUCAGGUGCUCAGGGCAGUAUUGGCAGCCACUCUGCCAUGGGGAUGCACAAUCACAAGAUAUACCUCUAUGAAUAUGAGAAUUUCCAAGGCCGUAGGAUGGACCUGUUUGGAGAGUGCCGUAACCUGUGUGAGAAGGGUUUCGACAGAAUCGGCUCCAUCAGGGUGGAGUGUGGACCCUGGGUGGGUUACGAGCAGCAGAACAUGACUGGUGAGAUGUUCAUGCUGGAGAAGGGAGAGUAUCCCCGCUGGGACACCUGGUCCAACAGCUACAGGUGUGACCGCUUCAUGUCGGUCAGACCCGUCCGAAUGGAUCCCCAGGACCACAAGAUUUGCCUGUAUGAGUGCCCAAACUUCGAGGGUCGUAAGAUGGAGGUUUGUGAUGAGGAUAUUCCAAGCCUGUGGUCUUACGGCUUCCAGGACCGCGUUGCCAGCCUUCAGGUCACCGGUGGAACCUGGGUGGGCUACCAGUACCCUGGCUACCGUGGCUACCAGUACGUGUUUGAAAUGGGCCCUUACAAGCACUGGAACGACUGGGGAGCCCACCACGCCCAGAUCCAGUCCAUCCGCAGGGUGAGAGACAUGCAGACACACCGCAGGGGCUGCUUUGAGAUGACCGCAUAG